UGCAUUCCACUUCCAGCUAAUUUUCUCGAAUCUCUCUUUCAUUCUCUCAUCCUUGCCGCCUCAAUGAUUGGGAGAUAUUUUUAUAAAUCUAGGUCCUGAGGCCACCUGGGGAAAACAGCACCAAAUUCAGGCCACGUAACAAACCCAAGCCGAGGAAAAAGGACUUCGACAAUGAUGCGUCAUAUCACAACUAUCCACAAACAGAAACAAAGCAUAGGUCAUGACAGCGAAUCAGGACUAGCAGCUGAGAGACACAGGCUACAGACACCUGCUUCAUUCAUCAACUCUGGAUUUACAUCUAAAUCAUUUUUUUUUUUUUCCCAUUGGAAAGAAAUAUCAAUGAAAUGGUAAGAGCGGUUGGCACUCCGUCAGUCACUCAGCACCAUCUGUAUCUAUCUCAGCCAGUGUAAAUGAAGACGUACCAUGCACCUGGAUAUACGCUACUUUUAUAGUCCCAGUUUGAUCUAUUUUACUUACUGAGAAAUCUGUUCUUUUAAUCUGUGAUCAUGAUUAAAAGUGAAAACAAAAGUGAACGGACACUGAGAAGUGCAUCCCCUCACAGGAAUGCCUAUAAAUCAGACUUCCAUUCCAUCAAAUGCUCAUUUGAUGGGAGUGCAUCAAUCAGCUCGACUUCACCCUUCUCCAACGGAGGCAGCGACACCCGAGGCAGACCGUCAGGCAACAAAGUGAGCAAAAUAAAAAAUAUAUUCUUGCAUAUGGAUGGAAAACAGAAUCUGGACAGUCUCAAUAUCAGCAAACCCAUGUCACCCAAAUUUCCACUGGAUUCUACCCCUUACAGGUCCAGCCCAAGUAGUAUUACCAGUCUAGAUUCAGCCUCCUUUGAGGCCCGGAAAACAGAGGAUGUUUCCAUUGACAAGGCAGCACUGGCUGAGAAGUUCUCAAUGACCAGGAAGCUUUUUGAGAGCGGCCUUAAAGAACAGUCUCCAACGGAGAGAUCUAGCUCUCCUAAAGUUAUCUGGCCUCAGUUAGUGGAGAGAAAAGAGAGGAAAGUUUCAGUUACUGGAGAGAGAAAUUAUAAACUUAAAAAGAUAGAGAAACAGGCAAAAGAAAGUGAGGACAAGGAAAAAGGGAAACGUGAAAGUGAGACACCAUCACAUAACUUCAGCAUGUCAAUGAAUGCCGGGCCAAUAUCCAGACGUCUGGAGAGUUUUAUGUUGGACAGUGAUAGUGAAUCGCUGUCAGCUGCUCCUUCCACGGAAUCCCAUAGUCCCUUUAGUCAUUCCCAGUCCCCCUCCGCUGCUAGCAGCCAUUCGGAUACCCCUUCAUCACCAGACAGCUGUAGUUCCCCCACCUCGUAUUCCCUAUGGGCUGAUUCUCCUACUGAAACUUGUUUGCCCAAGUUAAAUGGUUCAGAUUCACACAGUACCCCUUUGAAUGUAAUCUGCAUGGAGAAGACAUUACAUAAUGCUAGUUCCACAGUUGAAGAACAUAUUAAGUCCUCAGAAGAUACAGUCUCAUCAGAACCCACUCUUCUGUAUACAAGCGAAAAGAUCCAAAACUUGUCUGUAAGGAGUACCACUAGUCAUGCAUCUGUAGCAGAAGAUCCUGCAUUUCAAGAGCAGCGAGAUGAAGACAAGAACAUUGAGAAAGUUCCUGGUUUGUCCACUGUCAGAGCCGAGCUGGUGGUUGUGAAAACCGGAUCUUCUGAAAGUGAAGGCAAUGAGGAGGAACAUGUUGAGGAUGAUGUUUUUGAAGAGUCUGGAAAGGAGAACCAAUCCCAGAAUCACAAUUCUGAGAUGGUGUUGACCAACAGCGAGGAGCUCCAAUUAACAUUCCUUGGGAAGGAAUCAAAACGGAGUAUUAGAGAACAUAACGAGGGAUGGAUGACAUAUGAGGAAUCUGCACAGACUGGAAAAGAGGAAGACCAUAGAAGGGAGGGAAGGUUUCUUGAGAAGGACAUAAUGGAGAAGGAAGACGAGGAAGAGGGGAUAAAAGACAAUGAGGAAGGAGAACUAAAGACAGACCAAACUGUAGAGGAGGCAGUACUGGAGACUGUUAGACAGCUGAAAGCUACCAAUGUUAAAGAUAAGGAACUGCAGGAUGAACAGAGAGAAGGAGAGGAUGAGGGAGUAGAGGAAGCUGUUGAAGAGGAUGACGAUGACCAAGAGAUGGAAGAUGUCUUAACAGGAAAAGACAGUCAACAUCAAGAUGAUCAGGGAUCGAUGGGGAAAAGAUCUUUAAUUUGUGGAAUUGAGAAUGCUGCCUUUGUGGAUGACAAGGACAACAGGACCGAUUUGGAAUGUCAAGUGAAGGAGGAAUUCCAGGAAUUUGAAGAACUCCCAGGACUCUCUGAUGAGGAAGAUCUCACUCCAAAGAGAAAGAUCAAGUUCUCUACUGCACCAAUCAAGGUGUACUUUACCUUCUCUGAUGAAGAUUAUGAUCGAAGGAAUGAUGAUGUGGACCCUGUGUCUGCAUCUGCUGAGUACGAGCUGGAAAAGAGGGUGGAAAAGAUGGAUUUUUUACCUAUAGACAUUCAAAAAGGAAACGAUGGCCUGGGAAUCAGUAUAAUUGGUAUGGGAGUUGGGGCAGAUCAAGGACUGGAGAAACUGGGGAUAUUUGUGAAGACCAUCACCGAGGGAGGUGCAGCUCACCGGGAUGGACGAAUUCGGGUAAAUGAUCAGAUUGUGGAAGUAGAUGGAAUCAGUCUGGUUGGUGUCGCUCAACUCUUUGCUGCUACCACACUGAAGAACACCAAAGGUCUGGUAAAGUUUCUCAUUGGCCGGGAGAAACCUGGUGUGGAGAGUGAAGUGGCCCGUCUGAUCAUCGAGACUCUACAAGAUGUGACAAGCCCUGAAAACCAGGAGCCAAAAGAUGAAGACCACCACCAGCCCCAAAACCAUCAGCUGCAGGAUGACAAACAGAUUUCGCAAAUCCAUGACCAAUAUCACGAUCAACUGGAAAUUGAACCACUGACUGAUAAGAGUGUUGUGCAACAGAAAGAGGGGGGUGAAAGGAAGCAGGGGGCGGAGGAUGCAUCAAAUGAUUUGGCACAAGAAGUGGUUUCACAACUGUGCAGCCAAGGCAUUGAUCUAAUGGAAGAUAUUGAUCCUGCUGAACUAGAACAAAAAUUCAAAGAGCUGCAGAUAAAACACAGCGUCACAGUAACAGAACUCAAUCAGAUGAGAGAGAAGCUACAUGUGAGAGAAGCUGAACGCAAGUCUUGGGAGACUCGAGGUGCAGCUCUUGAAAGGAGUGUGGAAGAGAGCAGGGAGCGCAUUGAAAAGUUGGAAAAAUGCUGGCUUGAUGCUCAGGCCCUCUGUAAAACCAUCAAUCAGCGUUUGAAUGAAGCCCAGAGUCAAAAUGAUUCCCUGCAGCUCAAAUACAAUAAGACCAUCACGCUUCUACAGGAGCAUCAACAGAGAGAGACUGAAGGUGCAAGGAAAGAGGCGGAGCUGAAGAGAAAACUGGAGCAAAAGGAGAGCGAGUACAAGAUCACUGUGAGGCAGUUGCAGCAUAAGAUAGCUUGUCUGGAGGGUCGAACAGGAUCAGACCAGCCAGAAGAGUCUUGCAGUCCUAUAGGAGAGAGUCAACCUAGCAGUCCAAACUCUGGUUCCUCUGAAAGAAAUGGACUAUCUACAGAUGACCUUCACUCUGAUGCAGACUGGGGAGAUGUUCCUCAGACGGCUCGCCUGGACUGCAGUGUCUACAGAGCCAAAGCUAAACUAGCACAGGGAUCUCAGCGCAAGCGGCCUUCCCGAAAUAAACUCAGAGAGUCAGCGAGAGGCCCACAGACACCAAGCCAAUCACAGGAAUCUAUGUGCAUACAAGAUAACAAACAGGAAAGAGCAAACAGUGAAAGAAGGAGGUCUUACCUCGAGAGCCUACCCAUACCUGUUCCAUCUAUACAGUUUGGACACGACCAUACACAUGAACCAAGAAGUGAAGGCAGAGAUGAUGUAUUUAAUCAGAGCCAAACACCCCAAGGAAGCAGCAGCACACAUGCCAGCCUGUCUCCACCUAAAGACUCCUCCACUCCUCAGUCCCCAUCCUCCUCACAGUCCUCCUCUAGUAUGUUCCUAAACCUGAGAAACAGGAGGAGCGAAGGCAAGGAGCGCAGCAAGAGCAGCGCGAGCAGAGAUGAAGAGAGUGAUGGUUCACCAACGCGAAAGACCAAAAGACGAUUCCCGGAUUUCAGUGGUAUCCGCAGAUCUGGAGGCAAAGGCAAAAAACAGGAGAGCAUCACACUAAGAGGAUCUGUAGGGAGCAGGGGAUCAGGAGAGUUACUGGAUGAGUCCAGCGGCAAUGUUUCCCCCUCUGACUCCAUCUCUUCCAUCCCUUCCUGUAUGCCAUUUUCCUGGUUUGGGGACAGGGAGAGGGAAAGAGAGCGAGAAAAAGGCCGUUCUGCAUCCAGUAGCAGUCUGCCCCGAAUUCCUUCAGAUGGAUACAUAGAGGAUCGUGCAAACAAGAGCUUGUCUGUGACGGAUGAUUCGAUCGCAGGUAGCCCUGUUGUGUUGGCAGGGUUACUCAAAGAGCCCCGUCUCCUCGGGCGUUCGCACACACAUACCUUCUCCUCCUGUGAGACCCUUGAUGAUGGCCCUCUUCCAGCGGCAAAGCAGUACAUGUGGCAGAACCGCCCACUUUCCGAGUGGACCAAUCAGCAGAUCUGCCACUGGUUGAUGGGCAUGGAUAUGGAACAGUAUAUAACAGAGUUCACAGCUAAAGGUGUGGAUGGCCAACAUCUCUUGUGCAUGGACAGCAGUAAACUUAAGGAGCUUGGUGUUUCUAGUCAAAGAGAUCGCUCCACUAUUAAGAGGAGAAUAAAAGAGAUGAAGAAGGCUCAGGAAAAACUUGAAAAGCAGCAAGUAAAAAAAGAACGGGGGAGAGAGAAAGAGGCCAAGAUUAAAAGCGACCGACCAACAAACCACGAGUCGGCCUGCUGAGGUAGAAACAACGUCAAGGGCUGCAAAUGUGCACGCUCUCCGUCCCAAGUAACGAUCAUUUGUGCUGAUAGAAAUGGAGUAGACUGUCUCUCACACACACAGAUGAUUUGUAGACUGCUGAGAAAGUAACAACAUGGGUGAACACGUCAAAAUACCAGAGUGUUUCUGCCAGCAAAGCCUGACAGAACACAUAUUACUUUGAUAUGGGUGUUAUUAGUGUCUCUUUUUGACACAACCCAGGAGUUAAAGAAUUGAUUCCUGUCCAUGACACUGGCAUUCAAUAUGCAUAAUGGCACUUUGAGAAAAUAGGAACUUAAUCUAACUGUCCAGAAAGGAUAUUAUAUUGCCUUUAACUGAUUUGCUUGAAGACUAUGAGUGUUCAGUGUUACAAGAUGCUGCACAUGGUACUAAAAACGAUUUUACAGCUGUCCACCAGAAGGCACCGAUGUGAAAUAUCCAGCAGUCGGUAAAGAUGCUGAGAUUAAUCUCGUUCUUUAGUCUUAAAUACACUCUGCACUUCAGCCAGAAGUCAGUCCACGUGUGAAUGUCCCAUGUGAUGCGCACACAUUCCCAGGGUUAAUAGAGCACAUCAGGUAAGCUUCGGCUCCCUCUCCCUAGUGUGCACUUUUAAGUGAGCACUUCACCACCUUAGACUUCUUUUCUUUUUUUUUUUUUUGGAAAGAAUCAUUCUUUUUUUUUUAAGUCUACUGUACAUAACUCAUAGUAAUGUACGUUUUACUGCAGAGAGGAGAGUAAUUCAUUGUCUUCUAUGUGACAAAUGAUGAUGAUUUUACAUGUGUAUUAAUAAAUAUUUUACAAUUA
Molecule: messenger RNA, 5723 nt
Organism: Carassius gibelio (silver crucian carp)
Lineage: Eukaryota; Metazoa; Chordata; Actinopteri; Cypriniformes; Cyprinidae
Product: neurabin-1-like
Exons: 19
Coding region: 507-4901 (1464 amino acids)
Biological process (GO): calcium-mediated signaling; actin filament organization; neuron projection development
Cellular component (GO): postsynaptic density; actin cytoskeleton; dendrite
Molecular function (GO): actin filament binding
Source: RefSeq, a predicted model, not a curated record